AUGGCUUCCCCUCCCGUCCACUACCUGUUACCCAUCUUUCCUGGAUUCCAACUUCUCGACCUCGCUGGUCCACUGGAUAUCCUGAAUAUACUUUCCGCUCAACUUGAUCCGGAUAAGUAUCCUCUAUCUUUGACUUUCAUCGCUGAGACACUGGACCCGGUCCCGGUCAAGCCUAUCCCGCCAAAAUCGGCCAACUGGACGUUCGACCUGCCAAACGCGCUUCCACAGACAAACGGCAAAAUCAACACCAGCUUCAAUGAGUAUCUACAACCAGACACCACCUAUGCAGAUUUUUGGGAGGCCCUCCGUGCUGGCAAACCAGGACCCCACAUUGACGUUCUUCUCAUUCCCGGCGGCAUCGGCACUCGACUUAGGCGAGUUCACCCAGAUGGUAGCAAGACAUCUAAUAUCCAGAGUCUUCUCGACUUUGUGCCCAAAGUGGUGCCCCACAUAUCCACCGCCAUCUUGACUGUUUGUACAGGAUCCGAUGCACUUGCACAGACUGGGUUACUCAACGCCCGCCGCGCGACUACCAACAUAUCUCGCUGGGCAGACACAACCGGCCGCAAUCCCAAAGUUUCGUGGGUAAAUUUUGCUCGGUGGGUCCGGAGCCUUCCCUCUGAAGCGCGAGGCCACGACAGCGCCCCCAUCGAGAUCUGGACUUCUGCCGGGAUAAGUGCGGGCAUGGAUCUGACUUUGGCGUUCGUCGAGCAAUUCUAUGGAGGACAAGACGUGGCCAGAGGCCUGGCAAAGGCUCUGGAGUACGACUGGCGCGAAAUUGCGGAGGGUGAGAGGGAUCCUUUGUAUGAGAAGUAUUAUGCGGUUUGA
Cladophialophora psammophila CBS 110553 is the source of this 828-nucleotide messenger RNA. RefSeq lists its product as uncharacterized. Bases 1 to 828 code for a protein of 275 amino acids. NCBI's taxonomy places the organism in Eukaryota, Fungi, Ascomycota, Eurotiomycetes, Chaetothyriales, Herpotrichiellaceae. The record is from RefSeq and is a predicted model, not a curated record. The transcript has a single exon.